AUGUCCUUUAUAAUCACAAAUGAAGAAGAAAAUAUUUUUAAAAUGAUUCUAAGUUGCACUCCUAACAAUGUUGUACCAAGGGUAGCAGGUGGUUGGGUUAGAGAUAAGCUUAUGGGCAUAAAUUCAUAUGACAUGGAUAUUGCCUUAGAAAAUAUUACUGGAUAUGAAUUUGCUAAACUACUUGAACAAAAAUUUAAAGAUUCCAUGUCCAAUGUGAAUGUCGUACAAAUUAAUCCUGAUAAAUCUAAACAUUUAGAAACAGCUGUUUGUAGAAUUAACGGCAUUUUAAUAGAUUUUGUAAAUUUGAGGUGUGAAAAGUACACAGACACUCGAAUACCAUUAAUUACUAUUGGCACUGCUCAAGAAGAUGCCUUUAGAAGGGAUUUGACUAUUAACGCUCUUUUUUAUAAUUUAAUUACUAAAGAAGUUGAAGAUUUUACUGGAAUGGGAAUAAAAGAUAUAAAAAACAAGAUAUUAAGAACACCACUCGAUCCAUUUAUCACAUUCUCUGAUGAUCCUUUGCGCAUUUUAAGACUCUUUAGGUUUAAAGCCAAGUUAAAUUUUGAUAUUUAUUCUGAGAUACAAAAAUCUCUAAAUAAUUUGGAUUUAAAACUGCAUUUAAAAAAUAAAGUAUCGAAAGAAAGAGUGAAUAUUGAAAUUUUUAAAAUGAUAAAUUAUAAAUAUGGAUAUUUAGGAAUACAUGAACUUAUAAAAUAUGAAUAUAUUGAAUCCGUAUUUAAUCUUAAAUUAAAUAAAGAAAAAAUAUUAGAUUACUAUCAGGCUAUAAAAGAAUUGAAUGAUGAAGAAUAUAGAUGGAUUUACAAUCUUUAUAUUAUUUUUCUUGAGUCUUCUUGUCAACUAGUACAAGAUAAAAAUAAAAAAAAAUUUUUAAAUUUUGUAAUUUGUAGAGAUAAUUUAUGCUGCUCAUCAAGAAUAAUUAAUACUAUAAAAGAAAUUGAGGAAGGACUUUAUUUGUAUAAAAUGUUAAAUUUUGAAGAUUUAACACUUUAUAACAUUUAUUUUAUAAUUAUCAUUUUAGGCUCAUAUUAUCAAAUUAUACUCAAAUUAGAAUGUAUAAAGAAUAACAGUCAAAUUCUACAAAAUUUUAUAAAUUAUUUAGAUCAACAUAAAAUAAGUUAUAACUUUUCUAAACCAAAAAUAGAUAUUAAAGACAUUGACAAAAAACUUAAUAUCGAGAAAAAAUAUAUAUCAUACAUAGUAAAGGAAAUAAAAGUUUAUCAAAUAUGCAAUCCAGAUAGUGAUUUACUAGAUCAUCUUUUAAGAAAUAAAUUAGAAAUUAUAAAUAAAUUUGAUAAAGUUAAGAUCCCUUAUUUAAAUGAAUAA
Messenger RNA from Vairimorpha ceranae, 1344 nucleotides. RefSeq names its product trna nucleotidyltransferase poly polymerase. The record is from RefSeq and is a predicted model, not a curated record. Gene Ontology annotation, molecular function: ATP:3'-cytidine-cytidine-tRNA adenylyltransferase activity; RNA binding. Gene Ontology annotation, biological process: tRNA 3'-terminal CCA addition. The transcript has a single exon. NCBI's taxonomy places the organism in Eukaryota, Fungi, Microsporidia, Nosematidae. Bases 1 to 1344 code for a protein of 447 amino acids.